UGUCCACGGUGACACUCACAGACAGCAACACAUUUGACAUGGAUAACAACACGAACAUAUAAAAAUGAAGGGCCGAAACAGUUGGACUAUAAAUUACUGGUGUGACAUAUUAGCACUGCCCGAAGGGGAGAGAGAGAGAGAGAGAGAGAUGAACAUAGAAGUCAGUCCCAUCCCAAAGCUGUGCCCAGUCGCAGAGGUCUUCCCAUGGAAUGAAUUCUCCUACACAGCCCGUCUGAGCCCCACAGAGACCCACGACACAGCCGGAUGGCUCUCUGCUCUGCCUGCCUUCCACAAUCAUCAUCCACCCUAUCCCAUCUGUGAGAGAAUGCACCCGAGUGGCACCCAAAGCUCUGCCCCAGAGGAGAGCGGCAAGACCGCCACAGAUCCUGGAGAGGCUCAGCUGGACUUCUACCGUAAACUGGGCUACUCCCCAGCGCAGGUCCAGACCGUGCUGCAGAAGUUUGGCCUGAACACAGACACUAACAGGAUUCUGGGGGAGCUGGUGCGGACUGGAGCCAGUCCAGAAGGGAUGGAGAAGGAGGUAGCCCCAACUACCAUGUCUGUCCUGAUGGCCCGAGGGGAGACCCUUAGUAGCCUGCCCCUCACCCCUCCACCCAGCUGGGAGGAGGCAGCCAGUGAGGAGGGAGAUGACCUGAAACCCAUAGUGAUCGAUGGGAGCAAUAUGGCUAUGAGCCACGGGAACAAGGAAGUAUUUUCCUGCCUGGGAAUCCAGCUGGCGGUGAACUUCUUCCUGGACAGGGGUCAUACUGAUAUCACUGUGUUUGUUCCCUCAUGGAGGAAGGAGCAGUCCAGACCAGAUGUCCCCAUCACAGAUCAACACAUUUUGCGCGAGCUGGAGAGAAAGAAGAUCAUGGUGUUCACCCCUUCGCGGCGUGUAGCGGGCAAACGUGUGGUCUGCUACGACGAUCGCUUCAUCGUCAAGCUGGCGUACGAGUCAGGCGGUAUCAUCGUAUCCAACGACACAUACCGCGACCUUCAGGGCGAGAGACAGGAGUGGAAGCGCUUCAUCGAGGAGAGGCUGCUCAUGUACUCGUUCGUCAAUGACAAGUUCAUGCCCCCUGAUGACCCCCUGGGUCGCCAUGGUCCCACACUAGAUAACUUUCUACGGAAGGUUCCUCGGUUACCACGGAAACAGCCAUGUCCUUAUGGAAGGAAAUGCACUUAUGGGAUAAAGUGUAAAUUCUACCACCCAGAGCGAGCCAACCAAUCCAAUCGCUCUUUGGCUGACGAGCUGCGGGAGAAGGCCAAGCUGCCCUUGUCACAACAGAAACACCCCACCACAGGUUCUGGACCUGCCAAUGGCCUUUCCCUGGAGGAGGAGAUGGCUCAGAAACUGACCCUAGAACAGUGGAAUGGCUCCUUGAAGAAAGGCCUCACCAGUGAGAAUGUUCUUCUUCUCAAGGGAGGCCAUCGCUCCAGCUGGAGGUCCCCAGCUAAGAAGGCCAGCACCAACCGACAUUCCCCGACCGACCUGGACUCGGCCCUGCCCAGUGGCUCUCAAGAGAAGCUAGAUUCUGGGCUGGGCUCCUUUGAGAGCCAGGCGUCUGACCCCUCUAGAAACCACUGUGAUCGCUAUGACAACGCUGGGUACAGGAACUGCCAGUCACAGUCCGCCCCCAGUACGAGACAACAACACUAUUCUCUCCCUAGCAACCUGCCUUGUAGCUGUUGCUCCCAUGCUCAACCUUCACUGGGCCCCAGCGCAGGAUACCAACAACACCACAGCCCACACUAUAGCAUGGGCCCAGCCAGCACCCACAACAACACCCACAACCCAGACAUGAUGACCUACUGCCCCCCCUGUUACCCCAACUAUGGGGCACCAAUGUAUCCAGUUAGUAUGCAUCAGGACAGCCACCCCAAUGACUUCCAACAACAGGGCAGGUUCUACCCUCCACAGCAGACCUACUGGUCGGACCCGUUCAGGACUUAUCCUCAGACUCUCCAUAGCGUUGCUCAGGUGGAGCAACAGAGACACUGGUCCCCUGCCCGGACACAGCCGAGCCCCCAUGGGGAGGGCAGGGAGAGGGAGGACGGCAAGGAGAGGGAGGAUGUCAGGAAGAAGCUGCUGGCCAUCUUUAACGGCCGUCUGGUGGACAAGGUCAUGGACAUGUUCCCCCAGCUCAUGGACCCACAGAGACUGGCCGCUGAGAUCCUCACCCUGCAAUCUCCGGGCCUGUGAUUGGCUCGUUGCUCUGAGCUGGAGGGAUUUGUAGUUUCUUUCAGUUGAAAGCAUCUCUUGAAAAACUGUCCAAGCUACUGUAAAGAUCUGUGUUGUGUCAAGUUUUGUGUUUUCCACUUUAGGGAAACAUUGAUCUUCCUACUGUAUUUGCUUUGCCAAAUGUAUUCUUGCCAAGUGUUUCAGGAACUAGGUCGCUUAUGUUGCCUCUGAUAACAUAAAACCGGAGGCAAUUGAUUGUUGAUGCAAAUUGUAUCUUUUUAAUAAAUCAUUUUAGACCCUUGAAUGUAUUAGAUGGGUAAAAGUAAUGCAUUCGAGGAGCAAUAUUCUUACAGUAUGCAUGUACAUAUGUCUAUAUUAGUUCCCUAAGGCCUAUGUAUCAAGAUUAGUUAUGUAUUAUCGGCACAGUGUGCAAUAAUGGUGGGUCACGGCUAACUAUCUAGUACGGUAGUGAAGUAGAUGCUCUAUGGGUCAUGUUCAUUGAAGAACAUUAAUGUCCAGAGAAUAAAUAUACAGCUCUGGAAAAAAUUAAGAGACCACUGCAAAAUUAUCAGUUUCUCUGGUUUUACUAUUUAUAGGUAUUUGUUUGGGUAGAAAUAACAUGUUUGUUUUAUUCUAUAAACUACUGACCAAAU
This is a messenger RNA of Coregonus clupeaformis (lake whitefish), 2835 nucleotides long. RefSeq names its product ribonuclease ZC3H12A-like. The transcript has 6 exons. The record is from RefSeq and is a predicted model, not a curated record. Bases 65 to 2203 code for a protein of 712 amino acids. NCBI's taxonomy places the organism in Eukaryota, Metazoa, Chordata, Actinopteri, Salmoniformes, Salmonidae. Gene Ontology annotation, biological process: nuclear-transcribed mRNA catabolic process, RNase MRP-dependent; 3'-UTR-mediated mRNA destabilization. Gene Ontology annotation, molecular function: RNA endonuclease activity; metal ion binding; mRNA binding. Gene Ontology annotation, cellular component: cytoplasmic ribonucleoprotein granule; nucleus.